AUGGGGAUGCUGACACGCCAUGUUCAAAUUGAACGUAUGGACAAUAGUGCUGAUAUUGGUCUCAUUGGUCUGGCCGUCAUGGGUCAGAACCUGGUCCUGAACAUGAACGAUAAGGGUUUCACGGUGGCUGCAUACAACCGCACAACCAGCAAGGUUGAUCAUUUCCUGGAGAACGAGGCCAAGGGCACCAAGGUGGUGGGUGCUCACUCGAUUGAGGAGUUUGUCGCUCUGUUGAAGCGCCCUCGCAAGAUCAUCCUCCUAGUCAAAGCUGGUCCUGCUGUGGAUGAGUUUAUUGGCCAGCUCAUUCCUCACCUGGAGAAGGGCGACAUCAUCAUUGAUAGCGGUAACUCGCACUUCCCUGACACGGAGCGCCGUGUGAAGGAGGUUGAGGCCAAGGGGCUUCUUUACGUGGGUAGCGGUAUCUCUGGUGGUGAAGACGGUGCUCGUCAUGGCCCAUCGCUUAUGCCGGGUGGUAGCGAUGCUGCCUGGCCGGAGAUCAAGGAGAUCUUCCAGAAGACGGCUGCGCAGACGGAUGGUGAGGCGUGCUGUGACUGGGUCGGCGGCGGCGGUGCUGGCCACUAUGUCAAGAUGGUCCACAACGGCAUUGAGUACGGUGACAUGCAGCUCAUUUGCGAGGCCUACUGGAUCCUCAAGCAGGGUCUUGGUCUGAGCGAGAAGGAGAUCUCGGAGAUCUUCAAGAAGUGGAACACGGGUGUGCUUGACUCGUUCCUGAUUGAGAUUACGCGCGACAUUCUUGCGUACAACGACGAUGACGGUGAGCCGCUUGUGACGAAGAUUCUCGAUGCUGCUGGCCAGAAGGGUACCGGCAAGUGGACGGCUGUCAACGCGCUGGACCUCGGUCAGCCCGUGACGCUUAUUGGCGAGGCCGUGUUUGCCCGCUGCCUCAGCUCGCUGAAGGGAGAGCGUACUCGUGCCUCGAAGAUCCUUCCCUCGACGAAGCCGCAUCCAUUCGAGGGCAACAAGCAGCAGUUCAUUGAUGAUCUCGAGCAGGCUCUGUAUGCCUCGAAGAUCGUGUCGUACGCCCAGGGCUUUAUGCUCAUGCGUGAGGCUGCCAAUGAGUACAACUGGAAGCUGAACAACCCGUCGAUUGCUCUCAUGUGGCGCGGCGGCUGCAUUAUCCGCUCGGUCUUCCUGAAGGACAUCACGAACGCCUUCCGUAAGAACCCUGAGCUGGAGAACUUGCUCUUUGAUGACUUCUUCGCGAAGGCGAUUACCCAGGCGGAGGACGGCUGGCGUCGCGUAAUUGCGCAGGCCGUGCUGUGGGGUGUCCCGGCGCCGGCCUUCUCGUCGGCGCUGUCGUUCUUCGACGGUAUCCGUCAGGAGGUCUCGUCCGCCUCGCUUCUGCAGGCGCAGCGUGACUACUUCGGUGCCCACACCUUCCGUGUGAUGCCGGGCAAGGAGAACGACCACCUGAAGUCCGGCCAGGACAUCCACAUCAACUGGACCGGCCGUGGUGGUAACGUGUCGGCCUCGAGCUACCAAGUCUAA
Malassezia pachydermatis is the source of this 1509-nucleotide messenger RNA. RefSeq names its product 6-phosphogluconate dehydrogenase. The transcript has 2 exons. Gene Ontology annotation, biological process: pentose-phosphate shunt, oxidative branch; pentose-phosphate shunt. Gene Ontology annotation, molecular function: NADP binding; phosphogluconate dehydrogenase (decarboxylating) activity. Bases 1 to 1509 code for a protein of 502 amino acids. The record is from RefSeq and is a predicted model, not a curated record. NCBI's taxonomy places the organism in Eukaryota, Fungi, Basidiomycota, Malasseziomycetes, Malasseziales, Malasseziaceae. Gene Ontology annotation, cellular component: cytosol.